AUGGAAGUCUUCUCCCUCCUCUCUGGCUCGGGUCUCAUCUUCUUCAUUUGGCAUAUGUGGCGAUACGACGGAUUCCGAUGCCUCAUCCCGACGCGUCAAGACUGGUUUCGCGCCCUCAUCUGCUACCUCAUGCUCGCAUCCAUCAGCCUCCUCUUCGCUUGCGGCCUGAUACAGAUGUAUGUCUUGUAUUCGCAGUACUUUGCCACCAUCAACGGUAUCACCCUUCCUAAACCCUGGACGCUCUGGCCCGAGAGGUUCCAGCAGCUCUGGCGAGAUAGUCUCUAUAUCCUCGCCAUGGGCUGGGCGUGUCUCCAAGCUGUUCAUCUCGAGGAGUUCCUCUACUGGGCCCAUCUCAUGUCGUCCAUCCGGUACCCUACCGGUCCCAAAGUUUCCUGGGUCCGCUCCGUCUACUUCAAGAUCUGGGUCGGAGGCACCCUGGCUGGGCUGGUGCUGCUAUACGGAGCGGUCAAUAUCGAGCGGAACGAUCUCGAGGUCAUGCGGUCGUACCUCUUCCUCGUCGGUGGAGCCUCUAGCGCAGUCCUUGCGAUCUUCUCCACAGGAUUGUGCUUCGCCGUGCCUUCGUUUGUCCGCACCGUCCGCUCCCAAGGUGCUUCUUAUGAGGUUCUCGACCGCCUCGCUUUCUUUGCAGAGAUGAACGGAAUCCGGACAGUCUUCCGAUGGAUCUACUCCAUCGCCUUUAUCAUCCUAUCAGCGGACGGCCUCUCCUCCGCCAAACCCAUCAACACCUCCCCCUUCGCGUCCGACCUCGUCCUCAUGACCGCCAUCGUCGCCGUCCUCAUCGUCGCCUGUCUCUCCGUCAUCCUCCUCCUUCCGCGAAACAUGACGGCCGAGGCUUUGCCGGCUACCGCCAUUCCCGCGAAGAUGCGCAUGGUCGCCUACCCCCGACCCCGCUUCUCAUCCGUCAACCCUCCGCACAGCGCGGCGCUCACUGCCAGCUCUGGAGGUGGGGGCCGCGCCGGGUCCGAAGUUCAGAUCGACCAGAUGGCGAUCCUCGGCCGGCGUCUCAAUCUCGACCGCGAAGCCAUGGGCGGGAUGACGGAGGACCUGCUCGAGCUGCCGCAUCAGGUUGCGCCGAAACCGCCCGCAAGUGCCUCGAGCGGGGCGAGCGCGGAUGGCGACUCGACGCGAGAGGGGUACAAGGCCAGUCAGAGCGAGGAGCACAUCUUUACGCAGCAGGCGGCGAUGGAGGAGGCGAUGGGCAGUACGGGCACGGGAAGCAAGAGGGCCAAGUCGCCAAAGACGGGAGUGAGGUGGUCGGAGGUCCCGAGUAUCUUGAGUAGGGAGAGGCAGGGAGCCGAGACGCCUCCGAUGCCGGCGGGGAGUAUGUCCCCGAGGAGGCCACCUAGGCCGAGCGAGAUAUGGGUACAUACCGAGGAAACUGUCAAGCGGGAUUAG
This is a messenger RNA of Dioszegia hungarica, 1416 nucleotides long. RefSeq lists its product as uncharacterized. Bases 1 to 1416 code for a protein of 471 amino acids. The record is from RefSeq and is a predicted model, not a curated record. Lineage: Eukaryota; Fungi; Basidiomycota; Tremellomycetes; Tremellales; Bulleribasidiaceae. The transcript is spliced from 6 exons.